Molecule: messenger RNA, 1094 nt
Organism: Cololabis saira (Pacific saury)
Lineage: Eukaryota; Metazoa; Chordata; Actinopteri; Beloniformes; Belonidae
Product: heme transporter FLVCR2-like
Exons: 1
Coding region: 253-918 (221 amino acids)
Biological process (GO): heme export
Cellular component (GO): membrane
Molecular function (GO): heme binding; heme transmembrane transporter activity
Source: RefSeq, a predicted model, not a curated record
CCUAUAUUAAUGUCACGUGAAAACACUGAAGGUAUGUGGAGAUGCAGUGUAGAGGGCCAGUGUCAUCACGUGCAGCGAGUUCAGAUGGACUGGGGACAGCAAUUGUGAGUCCAGCUGCGCUCGCUCUCCUGCAUCUCUCUUUGCCAAGCAGCUUUCACACGGGACAGCAAGCUCUGAGGACACAAGCUCGAGAAUCUUAAGCCAGCUCACCUCGCAAGUUCCAGGCAGGGGCCCCGCUCUAGGACAGUUGCAAUGCCACAAAACAAUACUUUGAAAGGAAACCGUGGAAAUUCUGAACUCAGUGAGGAAGAAUGGCCACGGUCCAAGGCUGGGAAGAAUCUUGCUCCAGGCCUCGCUUCUCUGCAGUGGAGUCCAGGGCCUUUGGGAAAAGACCUCUCCACCGGGUCCCGAUUAGACAUCGAUGCUUUGAAUGACCAGGGGGACCUGGUCGCCAAGGCAGGAACCAAGCUUUACCAUCGUCGGUGGGUCAUGCUCUUUCUCUUCAGCGCCGUCUCAGGCAGCAAUGCCUUCAUGUGGCUCCAGUACGGCAUCAUUAGCAACAUAUUUAUGCGCUUCUACAACAUUGACACCCUGGCCAUUGACUGGUUGUCCAUGAUCUACCUUCUUACUUACAUUCCACUUAUUCUGCCCAUCAUCUGGCUCCUGGACAACAGGGGCAUCAGGGAAGUUGUCCUCGUUGGGUCAGCUUUUAACUGCAUUGGUGCUUGGAUAAAGCUGGGCAGCGCCAGUCCUGAUAUGUUCCCAGUCACCUUUUUCGGACAGUUUGUCUGCUCCAUAGCCACGGUGUUUGUUCUCGGCAUUCCUUCCUACCUUGCCUCAGUGUGGUUCGGAGAGGAAGAAGUUUCAACUGCUUGUUCCAUUGGAGUUCUGGGAAACCAGGUUUGUCUGAAAAUAUGAAAUUAAGAAGUCAGAAUUAAAUCCUAAACUGAGUCUGCAGCUGUCUGUAGAUUAAUCGGAGUAGCGGUGCAAGAGUCCAGAAAAAAAAAAUGCGUUAACUGUAUGUUAAAAUUUCCUAUUUAGAUGUUUAAAUGAUUUUUGAGAGUUUUUCUUUGUGCAAAAAGGUACAGCUGGUA